GCACGAUAAAAUACGACUCAGAUAUUGUAUAAAUUUAGUCAUACUUUAAAAUCACCGAAAUUUGCUUACCGUUUUUAUAUUAAAUUAUUAAAAAUAUUUGUAUUCAGCUAACUAGACUGAUAAAUGACAAGUGUCAUGAUGAAGUCUGUGUGUUGGACUAUUGUUGGAUUGUGUUUGUUGCUACCGAGUGUAUUAUCAUAUAGGCCUGGUGAUCCUUUUUACAACAAGGAGAAAAUACAAACAGUUGCUUCAUGGGCAUCACUUGAUUUUGCAUUUCCAAGUGUACAAGCACGACAAGAGUCAAUACAGCAUGGUGAUUUUAUUCCUGGAUCUGCAACUCCAAUUGAUUUCGAAAUUAUAAAAACUCUUGGAGGAACAAAAAUGUUUGUUAGUUUACCACGAUUUCAAGAAGGUACACCAGCAACUCUUGGAUAUUUUAUGUAUCAAAAUUCUAAUUCACCAGUUAUUUUGCCAUAUCCAAAUUGGGAAAUGAAUAGACUGGGAAAUUGUCAAGGAAUAACAAGUGUUUUUCGUAUAAGAAUUGAUGAAUGUGGAAGACUCUGGGUUUUAGAUACUGGAAGACUUGGAGCCCAGCGAAUUUGUCCACCUCAGUUAUUAAUUUUCAAUCCAAAAACAGAUGAAAUUCUUCGACGAUACAGAUUUCCAGAAAGUCAAUUGACCAAUUCAUCGCUAUUGAUAAAUUUAAUUGUUGAUAUUCGUGAUCCACAAGGACAAUGUAAAGAUACAUUUGUCUACAUAUCAGAUGUUCAGGGAUUUCAAAUAAUUGUUUAUGACUAUGCCAAUCAUAGAUCGUGGAAUAUUCGAAAUAACUUAUUUUAUCCUUAUCCACCAUUCGGAACAAUAACAAUUAAUGGAUUGAGUUUUGAUUUAAUGGAUGGUAUUUUUACUGGGGCAUUGAGUCCAAUUAAAAAUGGUGAUAGAAUUUUGUAUUUUCAUUCACUUGCUAGUAAUGUUGAGAGUUACGUUUCUACGUCUAUUUUAAGAAAUUACUAUCUAUUCAAAGAUAAUCCAAAUGCCGCUGCAAGAGAAUUUAAAUCAUUUGCUAAAACAAGAAUAGCACAAGCUGCAUCUGAAGCAAUGGACAAAAAUGGUGUAUUAUUUUAUGGACUAGUUCCAGAAGUUGCAAUUGGUUGUUGGAAUAGUCGAGAUUAUCCAGAGUAUGGUGGUGAUAAUCUUGAAGUUCUUAUUGCUGAUAAAAAUACAUUACAAUUUGCAUCGAGUAUGAAGAUCAUCUCAUCUCCAAGCGGUAAAGAUGAAUUGUGGAUGAUUACAAUGUCAUUACAAAAAGUUUGGACAGGUACAAUCAAUCCAAAAGAAACAAAUUUUAGAAUUCUCGCUGCUUCAACUGAUGAAUUAGUUAGAGGAACUAAAUGUGAUGUGACAUCAUAUCGUGUCAAACCACAUGGAUCUUGGCCAUAUUGAAAUUACUAACUUGAAGGCUUAUCUAUUUUUUAAAACGAGUUGAUAAUUAUAAUUACAAUACUUGUGAAUAUGGAUUAGUUUUUAAAUAAUAAAAUACAUAAAUAUUCAAAAAUGUAAUUAAUGUAGUAAAACAAGUAUAUAA
Molecule: messenger RNA, 1585 nt
Organism: Aphidius gifuensis
Lineage: Eukaryota; Metazoa; Arthropoda; Insecta; Hymenoptera; Braconidae
Product: protein yellow-like
Exons: 6
Coding region: 124-1443 (439 amino acids)
Cellular component (GO): extracellular region
Source: RefSeq, a predicted model, not a curated record